Molecule: messenger RNA, 1714 nt
Organism: Camellia sinensis
Lineage: Eukaryota; Viridiplantae; Streptophyta; Magnoliopsida; Ericales; Theaceae
Product: cytochrome P450 714C2
Molecular function (GO): monooxygenase activity; heme binding; iron ion binding
Source: RefSeq, a predicted model, not a curated record
CAGAGACCAAAGAGCAAAGCUCUAUAGGAUAAAAAAAAAACGAAAAAAAAGAAAAAAAGAAACAAUUAAUUAGAAUUGAAGAUAUGGAAUUGCUCUUCAACUCUGCUUUUUCUGUAGGGUUGCUCUUCUUAACUAGUUUCAUCCUCUAUCUCUUCAAUAGAUUUUGGGUGAGGCCUCAGAGGCUUCGAUCAAAGCUUCGUACCCAAGGUCUGAGAGGUCCUUCACCUUCAUUUCUUCUUGGCAACAUUCCUGAUUUCAUCAAAUUCCAACCCAAAGGCAUCAAAGCUCUUACUGAAGAUGGUGAAGCCACACACGAUUGGGCUCGAUUCACCUUCCCAUCAUUUGACCAUUGGACUAAACAGUAUGGUCAAAGAUACAACUUUGCUUUGGGAACAUAUCAAGUGGUUUACAUUACUGAUCCACAUUUGGCCAAGGAAAUAAGCCUCAGCACAUCACUCAAGUUGGGAAAGCCUUUUUUCCUGCAAAAGAAUUCAGAAACCUUGCUUGGUAAGGGCAUAGCUACCUCAGAUGGAGAGUUCUGGGCUCACCAAAGAAAAACCAUAGCUCCUGAGUUCUAUGCCGAUAAAGUUAAGAAUUUGGUGCACAUAAUGUUAGACUCUGCGAACAAACUAGUCAACACAUGGGAGACUGAAAUAGAAAAACAAAGUGGGACAGCAAAUAUAAAGGUUGAUGAGGAUUUGCACAGCUUUGCUUCUAUUGUCAUCUCUGAAACAUUGUUUGGGCAUAGCAAUUCCAAAGUGAUUAAUGAAUUGCAAUCAAGGCUCAAGCGUCUCGAAAGGGCCAUGAAAACUCCAAUCCUUGUCAGCGGCGUUCCUGGCUUGUGGUACAUUCCAACGAAGAGCAAUUUAGAGAAAUGGAGAUUGAAGAAAGAGAUACAUUCACGGAUUAUGAGUAUUGUAAACGAGCAUUCAUCUAAGGUGGACAUGCUACAAACGAUCGUCAAUGGAGCUAAGAUGAGUGCUCCUAGACCAGCUGCAGUAGAACAACUCAUAGUCGACAACUGUAAGAAUGUUUACCUUGCAGGGCUUGAAACCACAGCAAACACUGCAGCCUGGACCUUGAUGUUGCUUGCAACACAUCCGGAAUGGCAAGAUCGUGCCCGUGCAGAGGUUGCUGAAGUUUGUGGUGAAAGCUUGCCAAAUGCCAAUAUGCUUGGCAAAAUGAAAGUGUUGACAUCAGUGAUUCAAGAAGCAUUAAGACUCUAUCCUCCAGUACCCUUUAUAGCAAGAGAAACCCUAGAAGAUAUGAAGUUUGGAGACCUUGAAAUUCCAAAAGGUGUUGGCAUUUGGGUUGCUGUGAUGCCACUUCACCAUGACCCUGAACUUUGGGAUCCUGACCCAAGCAAAUUUAACCCAGAUAGGUUUGCUAAUGGCGUAGGAAGUGCUUGCAAAAUCCCUCAAGCAUAUAUUCCUUUUGGUAAUGGUCCCCAUAUCUGUGUUGGACAAUUAUUUGCAAUGCUGGAGAUAAGGCCCUGUUUGAUUGGGGGAUAUAAAGAUUGGGAUUGGAUAUUAUAUCCGGUGGGGUCUAUAUAUCCCAUGUUUGCAAUUUUUUUUUGAAGGGGAUAUAAUAUCCGGUGGGAUUGUAUAUCCCCCAAAAGUGGAGGAUAUACAAUACCACACCCCCCCCAUUAUAUCAUAUCCCCUUGGUGGGGAUAUGAUGUAAAAAGUCCAAUUUACCCUUUUUUCUAUCUAAC